AUGGCGUCCGGCUACGACCGCGCCCUCUCCGUCUUCUCGCCCGAUGGCCACGUCUUCCAAGUCGAAUACGCCCUCGAAGCCGUCAAGCGCGGCACCUGCGCCGUCGCCGUCAAAGGCACCGCCCCAGACUCGCAAGUCGUCGUGCUAGGCUGCGAGAAGCGCUCGGCCCUGAAGCUGCAAGACACCCGCAUCACGCCCUCCAAGAUCUCCAUGGUCGACACCCACGUCUGCCUCGCCUUUGCGGGACUCAACGCCGACGCACGGAUUCUGGUCGAUAAGGCGCGGUUGGAGGCUCAGAGCCAUCGGUUGACGGUCGAGGAUCCUGUUAGUAUCGAGUAUAUCACCAAGUACGUGGCUGGGGUGCAGCAGCGGUACACGCAGAGUGGAGGUGUGCGGCCUUUUGGCAUCAGCACAUUGAUUGUGGGUUUCGAUCCGGGAAGCAGCGAGGCGAGACUCUAUCAGACCGAGCCAUCAGGUAUCUACAGCGCAUGGAAAGCCAACGCCAUCGGCCGCUCCUCCAAAACCGUCCGCGAAUUCCUCGAACGCAACCACAAAGACUCCAUGACCCGCGACGAAACCAUCGAACUGACCAUCAAAUCCCUCCUCGAAGUCGUCCAGACCGGCGCCAAAAACAUCGAAAUCGCCAUCAUGGCCCCGGGCAAGACGGUCGAGAUGCUGCCCGGUGAGGACAUCGAGAAGAUCGUCGAGAAGAUCAACAGCGAGAAGGAUGCUCAGGCGGAGGCGAGCGCGAGCAGAAGAGGUGGGCAGAGAGCGGCGGCUGGUGAUGCGGCGGCUAAUGCGCAGGGCCCGGAGCAGGUGCUUGCGCAGAGGCCGGCGGGCGAGGGCAGUGGUGCGCCUCCGGAGUAG
Molecule: messenger RNA, 867 nt
Organism: Zasmidium cellare ATCC 36951
Lineage: Eukaryota; Fungi; Ascomycota; Dothideomycetes; Mycosphaerellales; Mycosphaerellaceae
Exons: 2
Coding region: 1-867 (288 amino acids)
Biological process (GO): ubiquitin-dependent protein catabolic process
Cellular component (GO): proteasome core complex; proteasome core complex, alpha-subunit complex; nucleus
Source: RefSeq, a predicted model, not a curated record